GUUUAGUCGUAGUCGAACGGCCGGCAUUAGAACAUCGCUUUGUUUCAACGCAUCUCACCUCAACCAAAAUGGACCGUUGGGCAGGAAAGGUGGCCGUAGUGACCGGGGCAAGUUCGGGAAUUGGAGCCGCCAUCACUACGGACCUGGCCAAAGCUGGAAUGGUGGUCGUUGGAUUGGCACGUCGAGUGGAACGGGUUGAAGCUUUGAAAGCAAACUUGCCGGAGUCUGCUAAGCCGCGUUUGCAUGCGGUUAAGUGUGACGUAUCCAAGGAGGAAGACAUUACCCAGGUGUUCAAAUGGGUUGAGGAGAAAUUUGGGGGAGUUGACGUGUUGGUCAACAAUGCGGGAAUCCUUCGGCAGACGGAUUUGCUGGGUACCGAUAAUGGUCAAAUGCUGCGAGAAGUCUUGGAUACGAAUGUGAUGGGACUGGUGCUCUGCAGCCAGAAGGCCUAUCAAUCGAUGAAGAAGCGCUCGGUCGAUGGGCACAUUGUCCAUAUAAAUAGCGUCGUUGGCCAUAAGGUUUUUGAUUUCCCGCAAUCGAAUAUAUAUCCGGCGUCGAAGCACGCAGUGACGGCCAUUACGGAAACUAUGAGAAACGAAUUGCGGAAUGCCGGGUCCAGAAUAAAGGUUACGAGUAUUAGCCCCGGUGUGGUUCGCACUGAAAUCCUUCCGGAGUCCAUUAUUGAAGGAGGUCAUUCGCUGUUGGAAUCGGAAGAUAUAUCCGAAGCUGUAUUGUACGUGCUUGGAACACCUCCUCGAGUGCAAGUCCAUGAAUUGACUAUAAAACCAGUAGGUGAGAAGUUUUGAAGGACGAACGAGAGUCCUUUGAAUCAAUUUACACCUAACUGUUUCAUAUGUUGCACGUGAACUGUGUUGUCGUAAUCUAGUGGAGUGAUUGAUAUUUUCGAUAUUUUUAGAAAUAUAAAACCGAAUCAAUCAAAACCGAGA
Molecule: messenger RNA, 947 nt
Organism: Aedes aegypti (yellow fever mosquito)
Lineage: Eukaryota; Metazoa; Arthropoda; Insecta; Diptera; Culicidae
Product: farnesol dehydrogenase
Exons: 2
Coding region: 69-806 (245 amino acids)
Molecular function (GO): oxidoreductase activity
Source: RefSeq, a predicted model, not a curated record